Molecule: messenger RNA, 4501 nt
Organism: Tachysurus fulvidraco (yellow catfish)
Lineage: Eukaryota; Metazoa; Chordata; Actinopteri; Siluriformes; Bagridae
Product: cadherin-8-like
Exons: 6
Coding region: 302-1765 (487 amino acids)
Biological process (GO): cell morphogenesis; homophilic cell-cell adhesion; multicellular organism development
Cellular component (GO): adherens junction; synaptic cleft; axon terminus
Molecular function (GO): cadherin binding; calcium ion binding
Source: RefSeq, a predicted model, not a curated record
CUGGGGUCUUACAUGGGUUUCCAUCCUCACUCCAGUCUUGAUUUUUGCUCGGUGUUCUUGGACAAUAAGCCGUCGCUUUGUUGAGACACGUCCAGUCUCCCUGCUCGCUCCAUUCUGCAUCAGGGUUCAAGAGACCGACGCUUGAUGGAUUACGAUUUUUUCUACAAUCAAGGGGCAAACUGCAGCUUUUCUGUAACAUCAUGAACCCGAGCUUCAGGACAAAAGGACGGAAAGAGUAACGAGUCGGAAAAACUGGAGUAAGGAGAAGAAAGGAGAGAUCUAGAAAAGCCGGACUGUGAAGAUGCCGAAGCGGAGGGAGGAGAUGCAGAGAGACGUCUGGACUCGGAUCUUGCUGGCGUGGAUUACGUGUGUGUGCUUCGGCUCCUCGGUGCCGUUUGUCCACCAGUCGCAAAGUUUAGAAACGAGGCCGAGUUCAGAAAGCGAGACUUCACAUCCGGAAGGACGACGCGUCCUCCAACGGUCCAAAAGGGGAUGGGUUUGGAAUCAAAUGUUCGUGCUGGAGGAAUUCUCUGGACCCGAUCCGAUCCUCGUUGGCAGGCUCCACACGGAUCUCGACGUUGGAAACAAGAACAUCCGGUACGUUCUGGCAGGAGAAGGAGCAGGAACCAUCUUUGCCAUCAACGAGCUGACGGGUGACAUCCACGCCAUGAAGAGGCUGGACCGCGAGGAGAAGGCGGAGUACACGCUCACGGCGCAGGUCAUUAACCGAGACAACAACGAGCCACUGGAGCCUCCGUCAGAGUUCAUCAUCAAAGUGCAGGACAUCAACGACAAUCCUCCGCAGUUCAUCGAGGGGCCGUACCAGGGCUCGGUGCCCGAAAUGUCGCCUGUCGCGAGUGUCGAGGCGUUAAAAUGUGUCGUAUUGCUGGAACAGACGUGUGGAUCAGGGCCGGUGCUCUACGCCAUCUGCUUUAUGCCACCCACAAAUAAAUCACACACGAUGAUGAGCAGGAAGCUGAAGAGCAGGCCACGCAGGUCCAGUUUUAUUUUUUACUUAGACAAUUCCAUCAGCAUCCUGGCGAAGCACGACUCAUUCCGUCGGCAGAAACAGGAAGUGUACCUGCUGCCCAUUGUGGUGAGCGACGACGGAAAUCCGCCCAUGAGCAGCACCAACACGCUGAGCAUCCGAGUGUGUGGCUGCAGUAAAGACGGCGUGGUUCAGUCGUGCAACGUGGAGGCCUUCGUCCUGCCCAUCGGCCUCAGCAUGGGGGCGCUGAUCGCCAUCCUCGCCUGCAUCAUCUUACUGCUCGUGAUCGUGGUUCUGUUCGUGACUCUACGGCGGCACAAGAGCGAACCUCUGAUCAUCAAAGACGAGGAAGACGUUCGCGAGAACAUCAUCACGUAUGAUGACGAGGGCGGCGGUGAGGAGGACACGGAGGCGUUCGACAUCGCCACGCUGCAGAACCCCGACGGCAUCAACGGCUUCCUGCCUCGCAAAGACAUCAAACCCGAGCUGAGCUACAGCGUCCGCGCCGGACUCAGACCCGCCGCCAACGGCGUCGACAUCGACGAGUUCAUUAACGUCCGGCUCCACGAAGCCGAUAACGAUCCCACGGCACCGCCGUAUGACUCCAUCCAGAUCUACGGCUAUGAAGGGCGAGGAUCCAUGGCUGGGUCUUUGAGCUCGCUGGAAACUUCGUCGUCAGAUUCGGACCAGAAUUUCGAUUAUCUCAGAGAGUGGGGUCCGCGGUUUAGGAGACUCGGAGAGCUGUACUCUGUCGGCGAGAGCGACAAAGAAACUUGAGGCAUUACUAUUUUUUUCACCCUCAUGACUUUUGCAUUAUGGUGCUCGCCAGAUCAUGAUUAAAACACAUCUGUUUCAAAAUGGCGGGAAACUUUCUUGUUUUGUUUUUGAAAACUGUUAGAGACAAGCAUACUAGGGUCGGUCAUCCACAUCCCGGUGUGUAACGGGGCUGAACUUCACCACCACAGUGUCUGUCGUAGGAGGUCACUGAUUCUUGUGGAGUCUUUUAGAUUAAUGUUUUUGGCUCGUCGUUUGUUCGCAGUGACCACCGGAGGACCGACGAAGGUCACCUCGAGUGAAAGGACAAUGUUUCAGAGAUGUGGAUGAACUUCCGAGGCCUCUGAACUUCCGAGGCCUCUCCUUAACGUCAUCCGGCCAAUCAGAGGAAGAAGGAACCUUACAAAAUCGACUAAAAAGCAAUAUAUGGUCUACUAUGUUGAAUGUAUGUGUGUAUGUUUAAAGGUGAGAUAAGUGUACAAUAUUGGCUUUAAUAGAUAUUAGUUGAGAUAGCAUUUGAUACCGAGUGGCCGGAUUUCCUGAAAAGCCUCGUGGCUUGCUUUAUACACCCCGUUUGUAUUCGCGCUCUUAGUGUGUUUCACACUCGAACAUUAGUAGCCUAUAACAGACUGAAGACAAGAAGAGAAAUGUAGAAACAACGAGGCCUUCUUUUUACAGAAGCAAACAUUAAAUACAGUUGUAUUUAAACAUUUUUUGGAAACAUCGACCGUGUUUACUUCAUUAGCGUAGUAUGAUUUAUAAAUACAGUAUAUGAAUAUUCAUUGUCUGUUUUGUGCUGCGGGUAUAAAAUUAUGGUGUCAUUUCAGUUACUCUUUUUCUGCUUCGCUUCGAUCGUCACCAUUUUUUAUUUAUUUAUUUAUUUUGUAAACACUGAUAUCAGUUCUGCAGUCCAUCCUGUUUACACCUGGUCACUUCAUGCUUCUCUCUUUGAGGAUCAGCGUCAUAUAUCUACAUCUCAGCAUAUCCGUAGAUCUAUAAAGAUGCGGCCGUAAAAAAGCGGGAGGUUAAUUAAUUCGAAGUCAUAUAAACGGAUCUGUGCACGAACGACGUAUCGGUGUAUCGUUGCGUAACUGAAACUUGAACAGUGUAUCGUAAAUGACACCGCUUUCGGUAUAACGGGUCACAGUUCAAACCCUUACCGAUGCAAUGCUUCCUAACAGAAAACCCCUCACAAGAUACUGCAUAAAAUCAUUAUGUCAUGGCUGAAAUCCCCUCUCAGAAUAACGUCAUGACUGAAACCUUUGCUCGAGAUUUUAAGUCGUGGUUGAAUUCCCUUCCUGUGCAUUAUGUCCUAACAGAAACCUGUGCCAUAGUACUGUAUUAAAUCAGAACUGAGAGCCCACAACACAUUAAGUCCUGACUGAACCCCCUUCUUAAAUAUGAUGUUAUAACUGAUGCUCCACCCAGUCCAUUAUAUCAUAACUUUGUUGGAACACUGUUGGCGCAAGUGAUUAAGGCGCUGGGUUGUUGUUCGGAGGAUCAGGGUUCAAGCCUCAGCACCGCCAAUCUGCCACUGCAAAAUGCGUUAUAAUAUCCUUUUAUAUACAUUUAUAUAUCUCCAAAUUAUCCAGAACCGAAACCUUUCCUGAUACGUCACUACCGACACCUUGUCCUGUACGUUAGAACAGAACCGAAACCCUCCUUACACAUCACGUCAGAACCGAAACCUUUCCUGAUACGUCACUACCGACACCUCGUCCUGUACGUUAGAACAGAACCGAAACCCUCCUUACACAUCACGUCAGAACCGAAACCUUUCCUGAUACGUCACUACCGACACCUCGUCCUGUACGUUAGAACAGAACUGAAACCCUCCUUACACAUCACGUCAGAACUGAAAACUCUUCCCGAUCCUUCACAUCAUGACACACACCUUUUCUGAUGUACUGUAUUAGAUCAGAGCUGAUGUUCUCUCACUUGACCUUGAUCAGUUCCACCAUCCUUUAGAAUCCUUAGUGACAUAUUAGCUCAUGUCCGUAAUCGUUCUGGAUACGAGCAAGAUCGUUUCAGAAUGUCUUUCUACUUACUACCUGCCAUGUGUUACACUAAUAAGAGAUACUGUAGCUCCACGACAGCUGACUCUGGUACACGAGAACGUCAGUCACGGGAUAGAGGACGAGCUCAGUGUUGGCAGCGUGUCAAACGUCAGCGUGUCAAUCCGGUUAGAAAACGCAUGAACGGAUCAGGUGUAAACGGCGUCAGUGACGCUGACGGUGAGUCCACGGAGAACAGAUACCGUGUGUUUAUAUGAAUCUACUAUAUACGGAGUACCAGUGAUCAUUCCAAGCACAACUCCCCCCCCCCCCCUCCCCCCAGACUGUUUAGCGGAUCUGUGUAUAACCCGCCCGUCACGUAGAAACCCAUCGAUCAUAAACCGCAGACGUGUGUGUAAAGUUCCACACUGUAAGAUAGAAGAGAAAAAGGAGAAGAAAAAAAAAGCAGACAUGUACAUAGUCACUGCAGACAUUCUUCAGCUUUCUUUCAGGACGUUUUGUUUCUGCACGUUAGCUCUUGCACACGGAGAUCAUCUGAACGGCGCUACGGCUGCCCGGGUUCCUCGCUCCGUCUCUACCCGUCCUCCGUACGACGGUUUUCGGUCGAAAACAGACGAUAGACUUACAUGCAGAUCAUAUUUUCUACUGUGCUUUAACGCUUAUAUACUUGUAUGUUGAAUUAUUUACUCUGCGUAUUGUAAUCUAAGAUACCCAUGUAUUGUUU